CUGUAACUGGUUACCUAAUUUCACAAUUUACAGACACUUGUUCUUCUUUAAUAUAUAGACAUCGGCUUGUUCUUAUAUUGAUAAAGUGGUAUCAACCAAUAAUAUACCAGACAGACAGACACAGACAGAAACCUGUCAUUAUCAUAAAUUUGAAAUUUUCUCAAGUUUGAACAAAGUAGUUACUGUUGCAAAUUGAAAAGUACCUAAAAAAACACUGCGAAUAGUCGGUGAGUCAACCACCUCCAACUUGACAACUUUCACUCCUUUAAAUCAUUCAUUCCUUUUACAAUCAGCAUGUCUUCAGUCAUAAUACAAUCUCAGGAAGCAGUGCUUCCUAUGACCACCCCUUCUAGUAAUUCUAAUCCAAUUUCAAAUUCAUCGUCUAUACCUCGCUCAGUCAAUACAUCAUACGAUUUACCCAUACAAGGGCAAGGACAAGGACAAAUUCAAGCACAACAAAUACAACAAACACAAAUACAAACACAAGCACAAACUCAAACUCAAAUACAAGAAUCUUCAUCUUCAACUAUGAAUCCAAAUAUGGUAAAACGAGUACAUCGUGAAGUAAGAUUUGGUAAUUAUAUUCUAGGAUCAACUUUAGGAGAAGGAGAAUUUGGUAAAGUCAAAUUAGGUUGGAGAAAAGAUGGGAAAUUACCAAAUCAAGUUGCAAUUAAAUUAAUUAAAAGAUCAACUAUAAUGAAAGAUUCAGAUAGUGAAGUUAAAAUUCAUCGAGAAAUAAAUUCUCUUAAAUUAUUAAAUCAUCCAAAUAUUGUUAAUCUUGUAGAAGUUAUGAAAAGUGGGAAAUAUAUUGGAAUUGUAUUAGAAUAUGCUUCAGGUGGUGAAUUAUUUGAUUAUAUUUUACAUCAUAAAUAUUUAAAAGAAAAUGUAGCUAAAAAAUUAUUUGCUCAAUUAGUUAGUGGAGUUGAUUAUAUGCAUUCAAAGGGUUUAAUUCAUCGUGAUUUAAAAUUAGAAAAUUUAUUAUUAGAUAAACAUAAGAAUGUUAUAAUUUCUGAUUUUGGAUUUGUAAAUUCUUAUAAUAAAGAUAAAAAUGAUUAUAUGAAAACUAGUUGUGGAUCUCCAUGUUAUGCAGCACCAGAAUUAGUUUUAACUCAAUCACCUUAUGAAGGUAGAAAAGUUGAUAUUUGGUCAUUAGGAGUUAUAUUAUAUGCAAUGUUAUCAGGUUAUUUACCAUUUGAUGAUGAUCCAGAAAAUGAAGAUGGUUCAGAUAUUGUAAGAUUAUAUCAUUAUAUUUGUAAAACUCCUUUAACAUUUCCUGAAUAUGUUUCACCAUUAGCAAGAGAUUUAUUAAGAAAAAUAAUUGUACCAGAACCUAAAAAGAGAAUUAAUAUGAAUGAUAUAAGAAAUCAUCCAUGGUUAAGUCCUUAUGCCAAUUUAUUAUCUAUAAGACAACCUGAAUGGGAUAAAAUUCAUAAAAAUCAAUCAAAUCCUUCAACUACAAAUAAUAAUAAUUCUUUACCAUCAAAUUCAAGUUCAACUUCAUUAUUAAAUCAAAAUAAGAGAUUUUCAAUGAUAAAUGAAAGAACUAAUUCAUCUGCAUUAAUUAUAUCAAAUGAUUUAUCAUCAGUUUCAACUGUUGGAACUCAUGGUAGAUCAUAUUCAUCAACAAGUAUUACUCAAUUAUAUUCAUCACCAUCUAUUUCUUCAUCAUUAGCUAAUGCAGUAGCAUCACCAAAACAAGAACCUUCAAAUGGUCCUGGUGAAGAUUCUGCUGCAACUGCAUCAAUUAGAUCAGUUUCUCCAACUAAAUCUUCAAAUCGUGGUCAUACAAAAUCUGCAUCAGUUUCAAAUUCUUAUCCAUCAGCAAGUAUUGCUCUUAAAGCUGUUGUUAAAGAAAAUAAUUCAAGAUCAUCAUUUGAUUCACUUCAACAACCAAUAUUUACUCCACCUCCAACUACUUCAAAACAUCCUCAUUUUGCUAAUUCAGUUAAUCUUCAAAGAUCAAAUACAUAUACUGGUACUGCUAUUUCUACUAUUGUUGAAAGUCCAAUAAAACAAACUUAUAAUUCUGAUGAAUCUAAUUCAACUAUUGCAUUAAAUUCUCAACAAAUUUCAUCAGUAUUAUCUCCAUCAAAUCCUUCAUCAAGAGAUUCUAAUAGAUUACCUCAUACAACUAAAAAACCAAGACCAACUUCUUAUCAUCCAUCUUCAAUGUCAUCAUCUUUAAUGACAAGUAAUUCUGGAUCUUCAAUGUUAUUAGAUUAUAUUAAAAUCCCCAAUGGAUUACCAGUUCCUCAAUUUUUAUCUUCAUCUCCUACUAAAUCAAUUCCUCAAUCUGAUUCAGGUGAUGUUGAUUCAAUUAGUCCAUUAGGUAAAUCUCCAAAGAAUUCAAAUCCAUCUCGUAGAAAUUCAGUUGUCACUCAUAUUCACGUUAAUGGCGUGUUAAGUAAUGAAACUAUAGCUUCUAUGCAAUCUCCUGAUUAUAAUAAGAGAAAUUCUGUCUUAAGUUAUUUAGAAGAUAAGAUUGAUACUUUGGAAUUAACUGAACUGAUUAGUCCAGUUAAAACUAAUUUUACAACAGAUCAAUUGCCAACUACUGUAACUCCACAAAUUAAUCAAAAACCAUCAUUUGAUACUCAAACAAGUUCUCCAACAAAAGAUCAAACUGAAAAGGAAAUUGAUAAUGAUAUUGGUCAAACCAUUCCAGCCAUUGUUUCUGUAGUAGUUCCAGAAAAGCAAAAAGAUUUAGAUAAUUCAGUUCAAAUGGUUCAAGAAAAGUCUCUGGAAACAGUUGAUGAUGUACAAGCAUCAGUAGCACUUUCAGCUGUAGUACCAGCACCAGUACCAACCCAAGCACCAAUUGUAAUAGAAUCACCAUCAUCAGCAUCAACACCACCAAAAGAAGUAGUUAAAUCUCAAGGUCCACCCGUUAAGGCAAGAGAAUCUAAUAAAGAAAAUAGAGAAGUUAAAGAGGCCAAGAAACGGAAUAGAUUUAGUUUAUUAUCAUUCUACAGUACUUAUCAUUCAUCUUCAUCUAAUGUAUCAUUACUUAAUACUCCUCCUACUUCAUCAACUAAUUCUAAAAAAGUAUUAGAACCAUCUAAUGAUAUUAAUAUUGGUAAUACUCCUUCACCUAAAGAUCAAAAGAGAAUUCAUUCUAAUUCUUCAACCCAAUCUAGAAAAUCUAAUCAUUCAACAUCAACAUCUUCGCGCGAAACAUCUCGAGAUUCAAGUGCGGCAAAGAAAGUUAUGGAUUUCUUUAAAAGAAGAAGUGUUAGAAUCGGUUAGAAUCGGUUAGAUUUAAGUUAUGAUUUUUUUUUUAAAUUUGCAUUUUAAAUGUGUUUUUCAUGUUAUAAUAUCAUCUAUUUUUAUAUAUUCUUCAUUGUUUAUGUUUAGUUUAAUCUUGUGUGUAUUUAAUAAUAAUUGUUAAGGUUUAUA
Scheffersomyces amazonensis is the source of this 3396-nucleotide messenger RNA. Its product is annotated as protein kinase. Gene Ontology annotation, biological process: intracellular signal transduction; protein phosphorylation. NCBI's taxonomy places the organism in Eukaryota, Fungi, Ascomycota, Pichiomycetes, Serinales, Debaryomycetaceae. Gene Ontology annotation, cellular component: cytoplasm. The record is from RefSeq and is a predicted model, not a curated record. The transcript has a single exon. The coding region runs from base 295 to 3246 and encodes 983 amino acids. Gene Ontology annotation, molecular function: protein serine/threonine kinase activity; ATP binding.